CUGACCGCCGUUGGCUGUUGGGCAAGUGGUGCUGGUGCGCCUAGCGGAUAGGGGGCGGGAGCGCGCUCCCGGAAGCCAGCCGCGAGGCCUCGCCCCGCCACCGAGGCUGCUGCCGGGAACCAGUUUUGUCAGUGCUAAGUUCUCGUGGGUCCUGACCGUGGGUGGCGACGGCGGAGGCCGGCGGGAGGCUGCCCACAGCGCCACGCGCAGGAGCUGCAUGAUGUGGGAAGUAAAAUCACUUGUUUCAUGCUUGGGAUGGGAGCAGAGAGGCAGGUGGCUCUGAAGUUUCUGGUGUGGUAUUGAUAGCCAUCUUUCCUUCCAGACUAGCUGUGCCACCGUGUUAUGAUGCCAUCCCGUACCAAUCUGGCGGCUGGAAUCCCCAGUAGUAAAGUAAAAUAUUCAAGACUUUCCAGCACAGACGAUGGCUACAUUGACCUUCAGUUUAAGAAAAGCCCUCCCAAGAUCCCGUAUAAGGCCAUUGCACUAGCCACCGUGCUGUUUUUGAUUGGCACCUUCCUCAUAAUCAUAGGCUCUCUCCUGCUUUCCGGCUACAUCAGCAAAGGGGAUUUUAUCAUUUGCGCAUCGCCUACUAUGCAUCCAAAGGCUACCGGGGUUACUCCUAUGAUGACAUUCCAGACUUUGAUGACUAGCAGUCACCUCGGCCUUCUGAAGAGACAAGGCACCCACUUAAACGUCGAGCAGGAACUAUGGCUGAGGGCUGAGGAAGUCUACAGUUUGCAGAUGUUUUGCAAGACAAUGGCUGGAUUGUAUGAGUCCUUUUCCAAAAUGUUCAUGCUUUGUAAUUAGCUAAUUAGGACAUGCUAGUUUUCAUCUGCUGGCCCUGGCACAGCUUGACAAGUUUUUCCACCUGCGUAUGCAUCAUGUCAGAACUGUGAGGCCGAUUGUCUGGGAAGGCAGGCUGCUCCGCAGUGAAAAGUGCUACCCUUGGGGCGAUCCUCCCUUUUGCCCUCGUCGUCAGUUUUUGUAGCAUAUGGAAAAUGUAUUAUGUAUAGUUUCUUAUUACUAAGUAAUUUAUUUUUAAAAUAUCUAUCUUACCCCUCACACACUCCUCUACCUGCACAUCAUGGUAAAAUUAAAAUAUCUGUCUUAUCCUAUAUGCUCUCUACCUUCAUAUUCUGAUAAAACUAAAUAUAUGUGAUCCAUCUAUAA
Messenger RNA from Arvicola amphibius (Eurasian water vole), 1170 nucleotides. It is a transcript of the gene Tmem230, whose product is annotated as transmembrane protein 230. Gene Ontology annotation, cellular component: synaptic vesicle; endomembrane system. The record is from RefSeq and is a predicted model, not a curated record. Gene Ontology annotation, biological process: synaptic vesicle transport. Lineage: Eukaryota; Metazoa; Chordata; Mammalia; Rodentia; Cricetidae. The transcript has 5 exons. The coding region runs from base 343 to 807 and encodes 154 amino acids.